This is a messenger RNA of Fraxinus pennsylvanica, 462 nucleotides long. The record is from the annotation of a GenBank genome assembly. Lineage: Eukaryota; Viridiplantae; Streptophyta; Magnoliopsida; Lamiales; Oleaceae.
AUGAUCCUCUCCACAGCUUUCAGCGACAUCUCAGUAGAGACAAAAUCUGGUUCUACAUGUUUGCCCACAAAUUCAACACAGCAAUCCCAUAUUAGUAACACUAUCCCAGUGCCUGAUUCAGGGAUUUACAUAUCAAAUUACAUCGAUCAUGGGCAAAGAUCAACGGGUCGUGCCACAGUUUUGACAGGCGACGGAGGGAAGGACAAGCGUUGGAGGUGGAAGGGCGUCGGGAAUUUGGAAGUCGACCGGCGUUGGAAAUGUCUCUUGCAGAGGCUGGGAGAUGUGGGUUUAGAGGGAGAAGUGAAAAUGAACAAGGCUGGGGAACGGGAACGAGGCAGUUAUAUUGGUCUGGAUUCGAAGAUUGAUGGUGAUAAAGUUGGUGGGGUAGGUAUUAUUAGCAUGGAGGCUGCCGACCUUAGCGGCAACGAGGAUGACAUAGUAGGGCUUGUGGGCGGCGAAUAA